GAUUUCCUGACCUCGUGAUCCGCCCGCCUCGGUCUUUCAAAGUGCUGGGAUUACAGGCGUGAGACACCAAGCCCUGCCUAAAAUUUUUAAUUCUCUGAUGGAGUCACUUUUAAGUCGAACAGGAUUCUCGACGUGUCAGUUUGUUGUAAACCAAGAGUGAAGACCGCCACAACUUAGCUGCAUUAAUAAAGGAACCAUGUUCUCCCUACAGGCCGCGUGUUCUUGCUACGAGAACCCCUAGCAGCCUGGCCUUGGAAUAGCUGGAUCAGAUGCAUUCAUUGGUUCUUUCAGAUACUUUUAAGAGCCAGCUGUGUACUAGGUACUUCUUACACCUUCUGGUGGGGAAGAUGGAACUGAAGGGAAUUUGCAAGGAGCUGUGAGAAAGUACAACGGGAAGUGAGCUAAGAUCAUUAAGGUGAGCAGGAGGCAACCAGAGAAAGCACAUUCAGGACUGUGAAAAAAUCACACAAAGGCUGUUAAGCCUUUCGAAACUGAAAGGCCCAUGAGGUUGGAGCUAGAGAAACUUACGGAGUGUGGGGUUCCAGAUGAGGCUAGAGAGGACUGAGAUGGCCUCAAUCUUGCGAAGCCCUCAGGCUCUCCAGCUCACUCUAGCCCUGAUCAAGCCUGAUGCAGUCGCCCAUCCGCUGAUUCUGGAGGCUGUUCAUCAGCAGAUUCUAAGCAACAAGUUCCUGAUUGUACGAAUGAGAGAACUACUGUGGAGAAAGGAAGACUGCCAGAGGUUUUACCGAGAGCACGAAGGGCGUUUUUUCUAUCAGCGGCUGGUGGAAUUCAUGGCCAGUGGGCCAAUCCGAGCCUACAUCCUUGCCCACAAGGAUGCCAUCCAGCUCUGGAGGACGCUCAUGGGACCCACCAGAGUGUUCCGAGCACGCCAUGUGGCCCCAGAUUCCAUUCGUGGGAGUUUCGGCCUCACCGACACCCGCAACACCACCCACGGUUCGGACUCUGUGGUUUCAGCCAGCAGAGAGAUUGCAGCCUUCUUCCCUGACUUCAGUGAACAGCGCUGGUAUGAGGAGGAAGAGCCCCAGUUGCGCUGUGGCCCUGUGUGUUAUAGCCCAGAGGGAGGUGUCCACUAUGUAGCUGGAACAGGAGACCUAGGACCAGCCUGAUGCAGGUCUAUGAAGAUAGUGCCCAGACUUUUCUCCUAGACGUCUAGUCUAAAACAUUUGCCUAGGACCAGGGAAGCCUGGGCUCAUACUGCCAUUUCUGCUGGGCACCACCACCUGCCUGAGGGCCUAGCUCACUGCAGCACAUCCUCCAGAAUCUAGCUUUCUAUCUACCUCUUCUCUGGAAUGUUGAUGGUGGUUCAGAAGAAUGGUGACUCCUCUUUGCUGAGAACUGUUCAUCCUUUCUCAAGAAGAAGCUUGCCAGGCCGGGUGCGGUAGCUCAUGCCUGUAAUCCCAGCACUUUGAGAGGCUGAGGCAGGCAGAUCAUGAGGUCAGGAGUUCGAGACCAGCCUGACCAACAUGGUGAAACCCCGUUUCUACUAAAAAUACAAAAAUUAGCCAGGCGUGGUGGUGCAUGCCUGUAAUCCCAGCUACUCAGAGGCUGAGGCAGGAGAAUUGCUUGAACCCAGGAGGCAGAGGGUGCAGUGAGCCGAGAUUGUGUCAUUGCACUCCAGCCUGGGCGACAGAGCAAGACUGUCUCAAAAAAAAAAAAAAAAAAAAAAAACCUUGUCUAAUUGACUUGCACAAAAAAAUGCAGUGACUCCAAGCAACAUUUGGCCUGCUCUUCCUCAAUAAAAGUCAGUGUUCUCAAAAAAA
Molecule: messenger RNA, 1781 nt
Organism: Chlorocebus sabaeus (green monkey)
Lineage: Eukaryota; Metazoa; Chordata; Mammalia; Primates; Cercopithecidae
Gene: NME6
Product: NME/NM23 nucleoside diphosphate kinase 6
Biological process (GO): negative regulation of mitotic nuclear division; negative regulation of cell growth; CTP biosynthetic process
Cellular component (GO): mitochondrion
Molecular function (GO): nucleoside diphosphate kinase activity
Source: RefSeq, a predicted model, not a curated record